This is a messenger RNA of Leishmania braziliensis MHOM/BR/75/M2904, 1260 nucleotides long. RefSeq lists its product as hypothetical. The record is from RefSeq and is a predicted model, not a curated record. NCBI's taxonomy places the organism in Eukaryota, Euglenozoa, Kinetoplastea, Trypanosomatida, Trypanosomatidae. The transcript has a single exon. Bases 1 to 1260 code for a protein of 419 amino acids.
AUGCAAUCAAGGGGAAGUUAUUUUACUGGGGAAGAAGGCAGGCUUGAUUACGAGCCUCGUAGUUCCCGUCACGUGAAGGAGAGACUCCCUCGCUCUUCUCAGGCUCACUCAUCAAGGGUAUCUUUGCAAAAAAAUGUGCAACCGUAUGCCUACACAGUGAGCACUUACCCACAUGGAAUUAAUAAAAAAGAAAGCAGGAGCCCGUCUCGAGCAGAAGUGAUGCACCAAGCACGUGCUUUGUCUCCCCCUCUCACGCAACAUGGGUCACAGGUGUUGUCGUCAUCACGACUUCGCUAUGUAGGAGCUCCACUGACGAAACGCAUCAGCCCGAGUGAUUUCCUUCGCGAAGCGUGUGCAGCAAAGUCUCAUCAGCAAAGCUCAUCUCAAGGUCUUCUAGCUUCAUUAAAGCAUCUCAAAGCAUCAAACGCAUCCCCAAUGAGUCAUGAGUCGGUCAGCAUAGUUGUACCUUGUGCGUUUCACCCACUGUUGCAACAAGCGUUGCUGCUUAUCGAAGCUGCGGAGGUCGAAGAACGCUUGGCGUUUUCUCAAGAAGAGAGGGAUGCCUUUGAUUCAGUAAUAGUCUUAUUCAGUAUUGCAAGGGAAAUAGAGGCUAUUCGUGUUGCCGCCUUUGAAAUGUUCCACAUCGAAAGGGCGUCCCGACGAGCUCUCAAGCGUCAAGAAAGACAUGAACGGCGGAUUCUCCGGCUUUGGUUUAGUGAGAGCUACGGAGACGCUCUGCUCUCCGAGGAAGUGCGGAUAAUUCGACGGCAAUCCGAGGAAUCGAAAAGUACGUUUACUUUCUCGCCUUCGCACUCGCAAAGCAAAUCAUUGCGGCAACUAUCACAGGAUGUUUUCGACGUGUCUGCAGCUUGGAUUGGUUCUCCCUCAUCGAGAAAAGUGCCUUGCUCACAAAAAAGCGGAAAUAACGCUCACUAUGUUGCAUUGUCCUCUUUUCAACCGGUGUGGCAAAGGGAAAGCAUUGGAAAUCCUUCUCCUACGAGCAGCUGUGAUGAAGUGCUGUACAAAUCGACUCGAGCGUUGUUGCCAAAGUCAUCAAAAUCUUACUUUUCACACCCCGUCGGCUCACCUCAUUUGCUGCACAAGUCUAGUGACUCAGUAAAUGUUGCAGAUAAGUUUCAGUAUUAUCGCGAGUACGGUGAUCAUCGUCUGAGUUCGUUUGGAGACAUUGAGACCGACUUGGAAGAUAGAAUUGCAAGACAAAAGACUUUGUUGGUGCCUGGUAGGCAGCUAUUGAAGUAG